CGCCGCUCUUUGGCUUCUUACGUGGUUCUUCUACUUUUACGUUGCGCAGCUGCCUUACUCAUGGAGACGAAUUCCGCUGCCGCCUUCUGCUAAAACUAUCAGAGGAGCUUGAUGGGUGGCUUAGAGCAUCGGGCAUUGCUAAAUCUCCCGAAGUGAGAGGUGUAAUUGCACCUCAUGCAGGUUAUUCAUAUUCCGGACGAGCUGCAGCCUACGCAUUUGGGAACAUCGACCCAGCAAACAUCUCAAGGGUUUUCCUCCUUGGCCCAUCACAUCACCAUUACAGUCCAAGAUGUGGACUUUCAAAAGCCACAAUGUACAAGACGCCACUAGGUGAUCUACCUAUUGAUCAAGAAGCUACUGGGAAGUUUGAAUUAAUGGAUCUUCAGGUUGAUGAGGCUGAACACAGCAUGGAAAUGCAUCUACCAUACCUUGUUAAAGUAUUUAAUGGAUAUACUGUGAAGAUUGUGCCUAUUUUGGUUUGCUCACUUAGCGCUGAAAGUGAAGCUACUUAUGGUCAAUUAUUAGCUAAAUAUGUGGAUUAUCCUACCAAUUUCUUUUCUUUGUCUUCAGAUUUUUGUCACUGGGGUGCACGGUUCAAGUACACGAGCUUUGAUAGAAAGCAUGGAGCCAUCUAUGAGGCCAUUGAGGAAAUGGAUAAGAUGGGAAUGAAAUUAAUAGAAACAGGAGAUCCAGAUGCAUUUAAGCAGUACCUUACAGAGACACAAAAUACUAUUUGUGGGCGACAUCCUAUCAGUGUUUUCCUCCAUAUGUUGAAGAAUUGCUCGACCAAGAUAAAAAUAGGAUUCCUUCAAUAUGAGCAGUCUAGCCAGUGCACAUCAAUGAGGGACAGCAGUGUAAGUUAUGCAUCUGCCGCCCAAGACUGUGAGUUGAUGCUACCUGCCUACUUCCAUUAAAAAGAAAAGGUAUCAGCUGAGUGUGGUAUCCGUUAUGCCACUUCCCUCCUUCCUUAGCAAUGGUUAUUUAUUUUUCUGUCCUUUUUUAAGAAGUGUGGAUAUCUUUUGGCUUGGGCAACAAUUACAGGUUUAUUUUGUUUAUGUUUUCGAUGUGUGUGUGUGUUGCUGUAGCUUGGUUUUACCUUUGUUUAACCGGUCCAUGGAAGUGUUCAAUAAAAGAACAUUUGAUUUUGUACU
Andrographis paniculata is the source of this 1151-nucleotide messenger RNA. RefSeq lists its product as uncharacterized. The transcript is spliced from 8 exons. Bases 312 to 914 code for a protein of 200 amino acids. The record is from RefSeq and is a predicted model, not a curated record. Lineage: Eukaryota; Viridiplantae; Streptophyta; Magnoliopsida; Lamiales; Acanthaceae.